CUCGAACACCGCGACGCGUCGAGCGGCUCUACGCGUCCGCGCGGGGCGAGCUGCUCGGACGGUCCGACGGCAACACGAGCGUCGGCGGCGGACAAGCGUCCAAAUCCAGCGACGGUGGAAACAUUUUUCGCGGCAGAUGGGGGAAACAGCCAGGCGGGGUUAGGUUGCAGAGAGUCGACCGUGAAAGUGACAUUGGACGGUCGCCAGCAGGCUGCAGAGCAGAGCAGAGCAGAGCCGGGCAGCCAUCGGUGGGGAUGGCCUUUCAACGGUGGCAAAGGGGUUUCCCCUUUCAUCGACAUCCAAUCACGAGCUGCACACGCAGUGACGUGACAUUUAGACAGUGUCGAGGUUCCCUCUAAUUUUAUAUCAUGGUGCAAUUUGACCCUGGAAAUGGAAUGAGAUAGUAAUUACAUUUGCCCCCCUUGACGGACGCCCUUGAUGACCUAACUCAGGGAAAAGUGAAUGAAGCCUGUGAUGGCCUAAAAGAAAAGUUGACAAAGUGUUUCAUACAAUACAACACCCAUAUGCAAGGUAACAGUAGAUAAAAGAGGUUACACUGGAGUCUGGGCAUGUAAGGGUUGCAGUAAAUCUAUAAAAUUAUUGAAAUGAUAGCUAUUUAUAAUGUCCAUUGUCUUAAUGGAGGACAGAAUACCAUGUAAAUCAUAUAGUGCCUGUAAAAUGAAAGCACUCAAAAUAUUCAGCCUUCAUUUUCAAGCAAUUUAAAUCAUUCAAGAUUUUAAAAAGACAGCUGUUCAUCCUCAAAUAAUUCUUUUAGAAAUUAAAACAAAACCAUAUUACAGUUACGAGUAAAGGCGGUCGUCAGCUUAGGCAAAGGAAGGCAACUGGUCCAACUUAACCUCAACUUUUUCUGUAUCAUCCUCUGACUGCCACCUUAUAUACUACCCCCCUUCAGUGGGCACAGAUGCACCCAGAUAAGUGUACCUACAGGCAGCUCGAAGGGGGGGAUGACAUGUGACAGACGUGUGAUCUCAUGAGACACGCAGAAACAAUGAGGUGUAAUUAAAACAGCAAACUGAUGCCAUCCCCAUUUCACCCUUAUGCUUGUUGUGCAACAAAACAAUGUGUUCACUGGCUCUCCUCUAGUUUAUUUAAGUGCCAACCUCAUUAAUUCCUUCCUCCUGCUUGGACUCAUUAAACCUCUCACUGCACCUUCUGCCUCGUUUUCCCCUCUUCAGUCUCCUAUUUCUCUGUGAACUUUGUUUGCCCCCACGCUUUCCCUCUCCUCUCUGCCAUAAUUUUCUCCUCUGGUUUGUGCGGAUUAGUCGUUAUCUGCUUUUUAAAGAUUCCACCCCUUUUCCUGACUAUUAAUUUCUCUCCUAUCUCAUUGUUUCUUCCCCCAUCACAUCUUCCUGCAUAAUUCGUAUUAUUAAAUCCUUUAUUCUUCUCCACAGUCUCAUCUUUUUUCUUCUGCUCUCCUCUUUUUCAGGGGUUCUAAUGUUUCUUUACUUUUGUCUUCCUUUGCUAUAUUUCCCCCCUCAUAUAUUUUCUCCAUAUUGUCUCUCCAUACGUGCGACUUAUGCUUUCCUGAUGGUCUUUUUCCCUGCUUUCUCCCUUUAAUCUCUUCUCCAGCAUCCUGUUCUCCUUUCAUUUUUCCCCCAACUUCCUUUUACUUCAUCCAGCCAUCCAGAGUAACGCAGACCUACUUGUCAUCCUUGCUGCCAGCUCUUCUGACUUUACUCUUACAAACAACUUCUGUCUAUCAUCUUUAAUCCUGCAUCCGUCUCUAUUUUUAAACCAUAUUGUCUUCGAACACUAUUAUAAUUGCUAUAAUUUUUUUUCCUGAUUGAUGUUCAUAGCCACUCACCUUGAUGUUUUCACAAACUGCAGAGUCGCUGGGAAUAUAAAUUAUCCCAACUGCAUAUUCUUUUAAGAAUACAGAUACAGUAUUUCAAAUAUUGCAGCCUUUAUUCUUGUGCAUCCCACCACACAUGAAUUGAAAAUAUGGCAUUUCUCUUAUUUUUCCGUCAUAUAAUAAUCCAUGCACAUGACAGACAUACUGGGGUUAAGGUUUAUGAUAAGUAAGUACAACAAACCUCAUGUGUUAUUCAUGAGAUUCAACACUUGUAUAUUUCCUCCCUACUUCCUGCCCAUCCGCUCAUCUUUCCAUCUCAGAGGCAAAAAGCCUCUCAAGUGAACACCCACAAAAACUAUCAACAACAAUAAAGCACUUAGCUGGGGAACAACCCAUCUUUGUUUUCAGAAACGUGAAAAAUCCAAUGUAACCACCCUUUUUUCCUGCAAACAAAUCAAUGCAAUACUUCUGGUUCUGGUUCGUUAUUUGGGUGGUUUUGCAGAUGGAAAGGUCCUCCCGUGCUGUUUUCGUUCUGCCUCUCAUGAGCUGGAGCUCAAAUGUGUGAUAUUAUGUUCUGUCUGCUUAUCAGUAGCAAAUUGCCUUGUGGAGACAUGAUCACUAAAUAAGUGUAAGCAUCCUUUAUGUGCUGGUAAAAUCCCUCCAUUUAAGUGCUUCACCUCACUUGUACCUGUUCUCAGAGAUUGAAUUACUACAGGGUAAUGGAAACCAUGCAGAGUGCUGUGGGACAUCCUUUUCCCACAAAACAACCGUUUAAUCACAGACAAACAUUGGGCAGCGUGCCACAUUAUAUAAAUCAAUGUCUAUAUGUGAGUGAGUGGAGGACAGACAGAGAGAACUCGGAAAGAAAGAAAGAAAGAGACUGUCUCUUGUGAGGGAACACAUAUCCACAUACGGCCACUUCAAAGUGUCCAUCUUUGCUUUGUGUCAGAUACACCUGACUCAAGUAAACACAAAUCCAAGAAUGAAAUCCAUAUUUGCAGGAAACCUGGGUCAAUAUCAGGCUCAUCAUAAUGGAUCUUAAUUGAAGCAAUAAAAGGAUAAAAUUAUGAAAAGAUUGGCCUUUAAUUGCUCCCUUUGUACUAAAUAUCUUCCCCGGGUGGUUGGUAUGAGGACAGAACUGUAAUGAAAGAUUAACGUGGAUCAUCAAACUUGACUGCUGCAGAGUGAAGCGUGUGUGUGUGUGUGUGUGCGCGUGCGUGUAGGAGUAAGAGCCCACUUCAAACACAUCCACAUUUUUCACACGGUCUGACCAGAGCAAACAUCGCUCUCUCCCUCCCCUCCACUGCAAGGUUUCACCGUCGUCCAGUGUCACGAUCUUCAGCAUCUUUUUCUCAACUCUUUUUUCUUUUUCUCUUCUCGUCACUCUUUUGUGACUCUUUUGUGACUGUUCCUGUUUUUUGUGUGGCUUUUUAACAACCGUCCAGCUACGAUUUCCCCCCCUUCCUCUCUCCAGUGAUGUCGUCUCUUUUGAGGGAGGAGAUGCAGAGAGUUUUAUUCCGACCAGCUAAACAGAGACUGGUGGAGUUUAUUGAGAUUGAAGAGCCGACGCAAGGACGACAUUUUCUUUGUGUCGCAGUUGCAAAGAACAAAGUGGUGCAGGUAAGUAUAGUGCGAUGUCAGAUAUCUCAGCCAUCACUUAAGUCUGGAUCCAAGAGUUCCCUCACUACACGCUCCAACAUUCAGGACAGCUACAGGAGGACUGAGAUGUGGUCCCUGCAAGACCUGACUCUCGUUGACGGACGGGACCCUGAUGUGGAUGACCCCUGUUUCCUGCUGCACUUUGACAAGGUGCGGACGGUGACGGCCAUCAGCUGCUCGGCCAAAUACGCCUUUGUGCGAGCCCUGGUGGCUCUCAGCGAUCAGCACUGUCAGAGGUCACUGAACCUGCGGAACUUUGACUGGACCUACAUCAAGCCCACCUCCUUCUACUCCAACAGAGGAGACUGCGUUGUUCUGACACAGAUAUGCUUCUAUGCAUUCAAUUUGGUGUGUCUGUCCAUGUGUCCCGUGCCCCUGGAUGCAUAAUGGAAUGAAACAAUGACUAUGUGUGUGUGUGUGUGUGUUUGUGUGUGUAUGUGCGUCAGUAAUAAUACCGUGGCAGAUUUAUUGUAUAUAAUUUGUCUUGAGAAGGAGGUGUCGGGUAAAUGUAGGCUUAUUGUUGCUUCUGUUACACAAAUAUAGAGCUUCGAUGUGGAGGGAUUUACCAUGAAAUUUAUUUUGCAUUAGUGUUCUGCUGAAUGUAUCUUCAUGGCCAAUGCGAGUUUCUGGCAGCUUCGUAUUUGUUAACUGUAUCAUCUACUUUUGUGAUCUUUUAAUUACGUAUCCCUGAAAGUAAUGUAUUCCGUGUGCUACUGUGAAAAAAAUAUCGAUUUCAAAUGGAGAAGAAAUAAAGCAAUUCCAAAAACCCUGUCUUAGAUAUUUUAAAACUAACUAGAAAUUGCUUAUGUGUAAUCCCUUAUAUAGAACAUUUUAGGCAUAUUUGUGUUAUUCAAGACCAUCUACCUUUUACACUGUAAAACAUUGAAGUAUGAAUUACUCUGUAAGAAUACUCCAUUACAGUAAAAUGUCAGCAUUGAAAAUGUUGCUUAAGGAAAGGCAUACAAGUUUAAUCAACUAAAUGUAUUUCAAGUAUUACAUGUAAACAUAUUCAAUAUAAAGAAACCUUCUGUGACUGUUUUACAUUCUAUCAUGAGAUUAUUGAUACUGAUGCAUUAAUGUGUAAACAUAAUUUUACUGUUAUAUUUGCUUGAGGUUUUGAACUUGUAAACUAAUGAAUAUUUGCAUUAUGGAGCAGUUAACAUCCUGAAUAUUUUCUCAAAUUACCAACUGAUCGCUUUGUUCGUAAAAAGUUAGAAAAAAAUGAGAAUGCCUGUCCGAAUUAUCCAUGAGUCCAUGAAAGUGAUACCUUUACAGUACUUGUUUUUUCCAAACAAUAGUCCUCAAAAUAAUUAUAAUUAUUAAAAGGAAAUGCAUGCCACAAAUCCUCACAUUUGAGAAGCUGGACCUUUGAACUGUUUUUUUUAAAUUAACAUGAAAUAUUACUUAAAGGAUAAAUAAAACAGUUAUCAAU
Scophthalmus maximus (turbot) is the source of this 4904-nucleotide messenger RNA. RefSeq names its product exocyst complex component 1 like (gene exoc1l). NCBI's taxonomy places the organism in Eukaryota, Metazoa, Chordata, Actinopteri, Pleuronectiformes, Scophthalmidae. Bases 3290 to 3859 code for a protein of 189 amino acids. The record is from RefSeq and is a predicted model, not a curated record. The transcript is spliced from 4 exons.